Molecule: messenger RNA, 1314 nt
Organism: Lachancea dasiensis
Lineage: Eukaryota; Fungi; Ascomycota; Saccharomycetes; Saccharomycetales; Saccharomycetaceae
Source: the annotation of a GenBank genome assembly
AUGGAAACAGACGCCGAAAAAAAUAUUGCCAUUUGGAAGGUUAAGAAGUUGAUCAAGUCUUUGGAAAAGGCCAGAGGUAAUGGUACCUCUAUGAUUUCGCUUGUAAUCCCACCUAAGGGCCAGAUCUCGAUGAUCCAACGAAUGCUUACAGAUGAAUAUGGUACGGCAUCGAAUAUCAAAUCCAGAGUUAAUCGUCUGUCGGUUUUGGGUGCCAUCACAUCAACGCAGCAAAAGUUGAAGCUGUAUACAAAAGUGCCACCAAACGGGCUUGUGCUGUACUGUGGUGAUAUAAUUACGGAAGAAGGCAAGGAAAAGAAGGUGACGAUAGAUAUUGAGCCUUACAAGCCCAUCAACACUUCGCUGUAUCUUUGUGACAACAAAUUCCACACAGACGUUCUCUCGGAGCUGCUGGAGGCCGAUGACAAGUUUGGUUUUAUUGUGAUGGAUGGUCAGGGAUCUUUGUUUGGUCUUCUGUCAGGUAACACCAGGACCGUUUUGCACAAAUUUACAGUAGACUUGCCAAAGAAGCACGGAAGAGGUGGUCAAUCCGCUGUUCGUUUCGCCCGUCUUAGAGAAGAAAAGAGGCAUAACUAUGUUAGGAAAGUUGCUGAAGUAGCGGUGCAAAAUUUUAUCACCAAUGAUAAACCUAACGUUAAAGGUUUGAUUUUAGCUGGUUCCGCUGACUUCAAGACCGACUUGGCGAAGUCUGAGCUGUUCGAUCAGAGGUUAGCUACAAGAGUUGUUAAAAUUGUCGACAUUUCUUAUGGUGGUGAGAACGGUUUCAACCAAGCCAUUGAGCAAUCUGCUGAAGCAUUGGCCAACGUAAAGUUUAUCCAGGAAAAGAAGCUGAUUACAGACUACUUUGACGAAAUUUCCCAAGAUACCGGUAAAUUUUGUUACGGUAUCGAUGACACCCUCAAGGCUCUCGAUUUAGGUGCUGUCGAGACUCUGAUCAUUUUUGAAAAUCUCGAAACAAUCAGAUAUAUUUACAAGGAUUCUGAAGACAGUGAAGUUCUGAGAUUUGCCGAACCUGAACAAGAAGAUAAGUCUUACAACAUUGACAAGGCUACAGGCUUGGAGAUGGAGGUAGCUGAAGAACAACCGUUGGUUGAGUGGCUGGCAGAAAAUUACAAAAACUAUGGUGCAAACUUAGAGUUUGUCACAGAUAGAUCCUCAGAAGGUGCGCAAUUUGUGACUGGGUUUGGUGGUAUUGGUGCUAUGCUACGUUACAAAGUUAACUUUGAGCAGCUUGUAGAGGAGUCUGAUGAUGAGUACUACGACGAGGAUGAAGGCUCUGAUUACGACUUCAUCUAA